UCUUCCACUAUGUGCUGACUGUCUGUAUUUACAGAAGAUAUAUAAGAAAGACAAACUUUAUUUUGGAAAGGUUUUUUGAUUCCAGUGGAAUCUGUGCUUAAGCUCCCUACCCUUUGCUUUGCAAGCUCCUAUUUUCAAGUGGGACAACAUGCCUGUACAAGCUCCACAAUGGACCGACUUCCUGUCCUGCCCUAUUUGCACACAGACCUUCGACGAAACCAUCCGGAAGCCCAUCAGCUUGGGUUGUGGGCACACCGUCUGCAAGAUGUGCCUGAACAAGCUUCACCGCAAGGCUUGUCCGUUUGACCAGACCACCAUAAACACAGACAUUGAACUGCUGCCUGUCAACUCUGCCUUGCUGCAGCUGGUGGGAGCUCAGGUACCUGAGCAGCAGCCAAUCACUCUGUGCAGCGGGGCUGAAGACACCAAACACUAUGAGGAGGCCAGAAAGUGUGUGGAAGAGCUGGCACUUUACCUGAAGCCCCUCAGUACUGCGAGAGGUGUCGGUCUAAAUAGCACCACCCAAAGUGUGCUGAGCCGCCCCAUGCAGAGGAAGCUGGUGACUCUUGUUCAUUGCCAGCUGGUGGAAGAAGAGGGACGUAUUCGAGCAAUGCGAGCAGCUCGUUCACUGGGCGAAAGAACCGUCACCGAGCUUAUCCUGCAACAUCAGAACCCCCAGCAACUCUCCUCCAACCUGUGGGCAGCUGUUCGUGCCCGCGGCUGUCAAUUCCUCGGUCCAGCCAUGCAGGAAGAAGCCCUCAAGCUUGUCCUCCUGGCCCUGGAAGACGGAUCUGCUCUCUCCCGAAAGGUCCUGGUUUUGUUUGUGGUGCAAAGACUGGAACCGCGCUUUCCUCAAGCCUCGAAAACUAGCAUUGGGCAUGUUGUCCAGCUGUUGUACAGAGCCUCUUGCUUUAAGGUGACAAAGCGUGAUGAAGAUUCCUCCCUGAUGCAGUUAAAGGAGGAGUUUCGCACUUAUGAAGCACUGCGCCGAGAGCACGAUUCUCAGAUUGUGCAGAUUGCUAUGGAGGCUGGCCUGCGCAUCGCUCCUGAUCAAUGGUCCUCUCUUUUGUAUGGGGACCAGUCUCACAAAUCUCAUAUGCAAUCCAUAAUUGACAAGUUGCAGACCCCGGCCUCGUUUGCUCAGAGUGUCCAGGAACUGACCAUUGCUCUGCAGAGGACUGGAGACCCGGCCAAUCUUAACAGAUUACGUCCCCAUCUGGAGCUGCUGGCAAAUAUAGAUCCAAGCCCCGAUGCUCCGCCUCCAACAUGGGAGCAGCUAGAGAACGGUCUUGUGGCUGUGAAGACUGUUGUUCAUGGGCUGGUGGAUUACAUCCAGAACCACAGCAAGAAGGGGACUGAUCAGCAGCAGCCUCCACAGCAUAGCAAGUACAAGACCUAUAUGUGCAGGGACAUGAAACAGCGAGGAGGCUGCCCCCGAGGAGCUAGCUGCACCUUUGCUCAUUCCCAAGAAGAGUUGGAAAAGUUUAGAAAAAUGAACAAGCGAUUGGUUCCUCGACGCCCACUGAGUGCCUCUCUUGGUCAGCUGAAUGAGGUUGGGUUGCCCACUGGGGCCAUACACUCAGAUGAGGGUCCUAUGGAUCUACCUGGUCGGAAGCAAGCUGGCCUUCCCAAUGGCAUAGUGUCUGGAGGUUCUGUGACACAGCUCAUCUCCCGUGGGACAGACUCCGGCUACGAGUCUGUUUUGAAGCCGGUGAAACUGGAUCAUCUGAGCAACAGUGCCCCGGGCUCCCCUCCAGAGCUCCAUGACUCCGUGACAAAAACUUCCAUUGCCUCCUUACCUGUCAGCUCACAUCCACCUCCACAGCGCAUUUCUGGUGAUCUUCCCCCAUUGCCUGUUUCUAAACAAAUCCAGAUGGUACCACGAGGUUCCCAGAUUUAUGCUUCUCCCCAGACAGAUAUGUUUUAUCCUGACCCAAGGGGAGGAGGGCCUCCAUUUGAACCUGUAACCUAUCAGCCAAAUGUAUAUUACCCACCUCAGCCCGUGUCGCGCUUUGUCAGACCUCAGCCAUCUGCCCCCGAGUCCAACCCUACCUACCUCGACCAGUACCCAACCUAUUUACAAGACAGGGUUGUUAGCACACAGUACGGAACCCCGACACAACAAUAUUCCCCCAUGAACCAGCCCAUGUACCCUGCACAAUACGAUACUCGCCGUAUGUACGCUUCUGCUCCCCAGUCUUAUCAGAGAGAGGAAAUGGUUCGUGCCAGUCCUGUACCACUGGAAAUGCCACCCAAUGCUGGCUCUCCUUAUGUCCCAGAAGCCAGAGACCGUUACCAGCCUGUAGAGGGCUAUUACCCUGUCCCAACGCAUCCAGGACAGAUAAGACCACCCUAUCCCCGGGAAACCUACUGCCGUUUGACUCCCCAACUUCAAUCACAGCCUCACCCCAGCCUAGAUGAACUUCACCGCCGUCGAAAGGAGAUCAUGGCUCAACUAGAGGAGAGAAAAGUGAUCUCUCCCCCACCAUUUGCUCCUUCACCCACCCUGACGCACCCUUUCCAUCAAGAAGAGUACCUUGACGAGGAACUGAAAGUCUCUGGGAAGUACAAAGGGAAUGACUACAGCCAAUACUCGCCCUGGUCCUGUGACACAAUAGGUUCCUACAUUGGAACCAAAGACGCCAAACCCAAAGACGUUUCUGCUGGAGGCAGUGUUGAAGUAGCAAAUGUUGAUGGCAAAACCUUGAGGGAUCAGCGCCUUGAGCAGCAACGUAGAGCCACUGACGCAGGAGAGGAUGAUCUCAUUCCAUUUGGCGACCGGCCUACAGUAUCUCGUUUUGGAGCUAUUUCUCGCACCUCCAAAGCCUUGUACCAGCCAUCAUGCCCCAUGCAGGCAGCAAUGGCAAACCAAGGUGUGACGGCAAAAGCCAGCGUUUCUGAUUACAGUCUGUACAGCAGUCACACCAGCCUGGGAGGUGCUUCAUAUACACACCCUCAAACUCUUGCUUCUCAGGGACAUUUGAGCGAGAGAGAUCGGAUAGCAAAGCCUAUGCCCACAUCUGAGAAGCAGCUCAGGAUGGAGUUACAGCAGCUGAACCAGCAGAUCAGCCAGCAGACCCAGAUGAGAGGCAUGGAGCAGCAACAACAACAACAGCAGCAACAGCAGCAGCCACCCCCACCACCACCAGCUAAGUGGUCCAGCAUGUUGUCCAAUGAACAACUGAGUCUUGAGCUGCACCAGGUGGAGCGCGAGAUCGGGAAGAGAACACGUGAACUGAGUAUGGAGGGUCACUCUAUGGGUGUGAAGAGUAAACCAGAUGUCAUCAAGGUUGAAAAUGGGCAAAUAGAUCCACAGACCAAGGUUCUGUCGCAUGAACUCCCACUAAAAUUCAGCAGUGAGGUGCCAAAUGGAUCGAGCUUGGCCCAAGACAUCACCAUGCUUUCUGGAAAGACUGCUUCACUAACUCUUUCAGAAGAUCCCCAAGUCGGCGAUGACAAAACCGAGGCCCUGAGAACUGGUGUCAACUCUGCCACUGCUCCAUAAACAACAAUAAGGGCUUU
Molecule: messenger RNA, 3522 nt
Organism: Nanorana parkeri
Lineage: Eukaryota; Metazoa; Chordata; Amphibia; Anura; Dicroglossidae
Gene: RC3H1
Product: ring finger and CCCH-type domains 1
Exons: 19
Coding region: 149-3505 (1118 amino acids)
Molecular function (GO): metal ion binding
Source: RefSeq, a predicted model, not a curated record